This is a messenger RNA of Schistosoma bovis, 6467 nucleotides long. NCBI's taxonomy places the organism in Eukaryota, Metazoa, Platyhelminthes, Trematoda, Strigeidida, Schistosomatidae. The record is from the annotation of a GenBank genome assembly.
UGACCUUCAAAAUACCCGCCUGCAUUGCUUCUAAGCUUUACGGAUGUUCCCAUCAUUAUGUAGGAGGGGAUUCUUGACUACCAAGGUGUUACAAUUUAGAAGUACAUACAGAUGUGAUCAUUAUAAACUCAAAACCCAUAUAAAGCCUUUAAAAUGUAUUUCAUCACUGAGGCUUACUGUUGGCACUGGACUUUUCAUUGCUCUGCAUUCAAAGAUAUCUCCUGAAUCCUGGAUUCAAGUUGUGCAAUGUGAAGUUGAUAGUUAUCAUACAGAUCAGAUCACGACUACAGAAAGCGGAGGAAUGCCUCGGUACAUUGGAGCACUGAUACUUCCUGAUUGUGUGUAUUUAUUCGGUGCCAUUCUGAGUGCAUUUGUAGCUGCAGUUAUGAAUGUUUACAUACCACUUUACCUUGGGGAUUUCGUUAGUUCUCUGUCAAGAUGCGUCGUGACUCACGAAGGGUUCGUUUCUGCUGUGUAUGUCCCUACACUUAGAUUGUGCUCUUCAUAUAUACUACAGUCACUAUCCACAUUCUUGUACAUUGGACUAUUGGGAGCUGUCGGUGAACGUAUGGCAAAACGUAUGCGGAUUCAAUUAUUCCGAAAGUUAGUCUAUCAAGAUGUAGCCUACUUUGAUGUACAUAGUUCUGGAAAAUUAGUAGAAAUUAUUGGAUCAGAUGUACAAAACUUUAAAAGUUCAUUCAAACAAUGUAUUUCACAAGGUUUACGUAAUGGGAUUCAAGUUGUUGGAUCUGUAUUUGCAUUAUUAAGCAUAUCGCCUACUUUAACAGCUGCACUUCUUGGUUGUUUACCAUGUGUUUUUUUAAUUGGAAGUUUAAUGGGCACUGAACUUCGUCAUAUUAGUCGUGAAGUUCAAUCACAAAAUUCUCUACUCGCUUCGUUAACUGAUGAGGUGUUUAGUCAUAUACGAACAGUGAAAUCUUUGACAAUGGAAGAUUUCUUAAUUGAUAAAGUAAAUUAUAAUGUGAAUAAAUCUAAAAUGUUAAAUGAAAAACUUUCGUUUGGAAUUGGUUCAUUUCAAGGUCUUUCCAAUUUAACAUUAAAUGGUGUUGUUCUUGGAGUACUGUAUGUCGGAGGUCAUCUAAUGUCUCGGGGUGAAUUAGACGCUGGAAAUUUAAUGUCAUUCCUAGCCACUACACAAACGUUACAACGUUCACUUACUCAAUUAUCCUUACUAUAUGGACAAGUAGUUCGUGGAUAUACGGCAUUAAAACGUAUUCAUGAUAUAUUGGCAUUACCUGACGGAAUUGGUUGUAUAACAUCAUCAUCUUCAUCGUUAGUGGUUAGUAAGCAACAUUUGACCAACAUAAGUGAAGUACAAUAUCUUUCUUCAUACUCUGCACCGAGUAUAGAAUUUUCCGAUGUCAAAUUUGUUUAUCCGAAUCGUCCGGAAACGAUUGUGUUAAAUGAAUUGUCAAUGUUUUUACCAGGGGGUAAAGUGAUCGCUCUGGUUGGUCAGUCUGGUGCAGGUAAAUCUACUGUUGUCUCUUUACUGGAACGUUUCUAUGAUCCAGUAUCUGGCGAAAUUUUAUUAAAUAAUUGUAAACUAACUAAUUUCAAUGUGAAUUAUUUACGUAGUAAAUUAAUUGGAUAUAUUAGUCAAGAACCUCAAAUAUUCAAUGCAUCAAUAAGAGAGAAUAUACGAUUUGGUCGUUUUGAUGCUACUGAUGAAGAGGUUGAAGAGGCAGCUAAAUUAGCUUAUGCUCAUGAAUUCAUUUCAAAUGAUUUACCAUAUGGUUAUGAUACACCAGUUGGUCAAGGUACUGGUACAACAGCUGGUUUAAGUGGUGGUCAACGUCAACGAAUUGCAAUAGCACGUAUCUUAUUGAAAAAUGCACCAAUUCUAUUAAUGGAUGAGGCUACAUCAGCUUUAGAUACUGAAUCUGAAGCCAAAGUACAAAAUGCAUUAAAUAAUGCAAUGAAAGGUCGUACAGUUCUAAUUAUUGCUCAUCGAUUAAGUACAGUACGUAAAGCUGAUCUAAUUUUAGUUAUGUCUAGAGGGCAAAUAGUGGAGGUAAGUUUGAAUUGUUACUUAUCAUAAACAUGGUUACAUAAAUUUUACUUUGUUGUUUUUGCCUAUGAUUAAUACUGUUUUUUGUUAAGAAAAUAAGAGUGAAACAAAUAAUAUUUCUAUAAAAACGGAUAGUGAUUCGAGUGGUUUUCUGGUUGGUUUUUGGUUCGAAAGCUGAAUAUUAUGAUCAAUCAUUAGAAAUCAGAAUCUUUCUAGUUGUAGUUAUAUUCGGGGUUGAAUACAAAAUCAAUCACUUUUGUAAUUUAGGCUCCAUGAACAGAUGAGUCGAUAUUCACCAAUUACUUACUCCUGUUACUCUUCAUAGAGGAGCAUAGGCUGCCCACCAGUACUCUCCAUCCAACCCUGUCCUGGACAAUCCCUUCUAGUUCUUUUCAGUUGUUAUUCAUCCUUUUCAUAUCUGCGUCUAUUUCCCAACGUAAUGUGUUCUUUGGCCUUCCUCUUUUCCGCUUCUCUUCAGGAUUCCAAACUAGGGCUUGCCUCGUGAUGCAGUUUGAUAUUCACCAUUAUGUUCUAAGCAGUAGUAGUGUCUAACCAAGAAAUCUAGAAUACUAUACAUCUAAUUAGUUAGUAUUCGUGCAUUGAGACUCGAACCCAAUACCGAAGGACUAUCCAUUAAAAUAUUAAACAUUAAUUGGAUUAUACUAUUAGGCAGUAAUCAACACAAACAAUACAAAUAUGAUAAAACUUUUAAUUUCGAUGGAUUGUAAUGUAUCUUCUCAAGGGGCCUUCAUGACAACGAGGCGAAGAAGUGGAUAACACGAUGGCGUUUGAAGCGAACAGUACUGAGUUCGAGUCUCGGAGUGAAUAUCAACUCCGGGAUGCAAUUCGUUCGGCUGACGAGUCCCAAACAGGACGAAACACGCGUCCUGGAUUCCACUGCUAGCCACUAUCCAUCUUUGCUUAUAGUAAAGUAAAUAGUUUGAAAAAUAUUAUGCUUCAUCGACAAACUUAACGGUUACGUAUAUAGAUGAAUUUCACGUAGUUAUGUAACCACUGAACUAUUUUAAAUUUUACCCUAGAUUCAUUUUGUAACAAUUUUGAAUUAGAAAUUAACUCUUUUAAUUAACUUGAUUAACAGUUUAUUAUUGUCGGUAUUUGGAUAGACCAGAUAUUGUCGUACAACUAUCUGUAAACUGUAACCAGUGUAGAGCCUUGCAAAAAUGUACUUUAGACAAACGAAAUGAUAUUAACAUGAUAUAUAGCUAAGGGGUCAAAAUUACUUUAGAAUUAGUAGUACUAGUGAUAGCAAAGAAAACUAAACAUCGAGAUUGUAUUUAGAGAAAAUGGAAUGAAGAGGUACGGAGGUGCAGAAACUCAAUAUGCAGAAGAAUAUCGAGAAUGAAUGUGAUAUGCACUACUGUGGUCGGUUCUGAGCCAUGCCACCCAGUAUAUUCAACCGCUGAUGCAAUUAUCAUGUAGACUUCAACCGAAUAGUCCGAACCUAGCUUAGAUCAUUAGUCAAUGAUUUGAUGAACUGAUGGUAAGUGUUUUUUUAAAACGAAUCCUACAACCAUCAUUACAAGUUUCAAAGUAUCCAUAGAUCAGACACCAUACAAUGAUUGACUUCCGUGAUUAAAUGCCGGAAGACCAAACAUAAUUAUAUUGCAGUUUGUCUUCUGAAAUGAUGUGAUUAAUGUGUGGCAAAGUACGAAAACCGACUCACAAAUAUUGAUUUAUUAACAUAGUAUAAAAGUAGAUUCUUUCAUCUAGUUCCUCUUGUAUUUAUGUAAGAUGUGACAAAUUAGACCCCGCAACAAUUUAGUGUUAAGUUUUAUAUUGAUAAUAGCUGAUCAAUUGAUUGAUAGUGUAUAGUAAAAUAUAUCACUCCUGUUGUUGUUAGUUGUAUACCGUGUAUUGAUGGUUAAACAGAGUGUAGAUAUAGAUAUUACUAACGUUUUCUAUUUCAUAUUUGUUGUAACAGAGCAAAGCAUAUUCAUAUUGUGUUGUGGUUAUUGUCCUUUUUUCCAUAGAAGGGAACUCAUUCAGAAUUAAUGGCAAAUCAUGGUUACUAUUAUAAUCUUGUACAGAGACAAGAAGGUUGUGAUGUAUUCGAGUAGAUAAUUUAGUAAUUUUUUCUCAUUUUGUUUUUAUUUCCCUUCCGCCUUUCUUUUGUAUGCUCCCUUGGAUUUUUCUCCAAAAUAUAUUAUUUCUUUGAACAACUCGGAGAUCGCAGGUAUUGUAUCUCACUCACUCACUCACUCACUCACUCACUCACUCACUCACUCACUCACUCACUCACUCACUCACUCACUCACUCACUCACUCACUCACUCACUCACUCACUCACUCACUCACUCACUCACACUUUCUCUCUUGUUCUACAAUCCAUCUCUUGUGAAUAAUGUUCGUUUAGUAGUUAACUACUAUUUGUAUGUGUGUAUGGUUCUCGAUUAUAUUUCGUGAUAUGACAACGUGGGUUCGAUUUAUAUACAUUUAUACCUAGUCUUUCGUCGUUUAUAAUUGAUUAACUGAUUUUUUUAAUUGUAUCAAACUUCUCGCUAGGAAAUGAUCGAUGUGUUUAGAGAUCAAAAUCAUUCACCUGAGCUACAAAUCUUCUCUACCAUCUCAGUAUUUAAAGAUUAUUCUAUCUGCAUCAAUGCAGAGAUGCCUAGACAGAUAGUGCCGUUAUGUAGCGCAUACAAAUUUGUUAACAAUUUGGUGUUUGUGGACAUAUGCAAUGUGUUAUUGUGUUGUGAAGGUGAUUUUCACCAUUGAUAUUAACUGAAAAAGCAAAGAAUAUCGGAUAGUUGUUUCGUCUUAAUCUAAUACCCUUUCCAUCAAUGCAAUUUGAAUCCUAGGGACCUUAAUGUCAGCGGAAAUGAACACAAUACUAUUAGGUAUGAGACUCAAACAGUUUUUCAAUAUUUUUUAAGUUCGAUCAAUUUGCAGUGCAUAGAACAAUCAUUCAUCAAUGUUGUUUAUCGACAAUAUUGGCUAUGAAAUAAUCAACUAGAAAAGGUCAGUCAGUCAGCUACAACGUAGGACCAGGCACAUAUGUGCAUCGGUCUAGGUUGCCAUACCGCAUUAGCACAGCAAGAUGAACACCGGACUCAUAGGAGUGGUUAGGUCAAAGGUGGUAAUAUAUAAGAGAAAGAUUGCAUAUAAGGAUACAGUACAGGAAGAAACAAUUAGUUAGUAGGAAGAAAGAUAUGAAGUGAUUUUAAUCUCUUAGUUUAAGGGAAGUCAGGGAGUGUAUACACCGACACCAUUGUGAUCGAUUCUGAGCCAUGUCACCAAGAGUCUCCAACCAUUAAUUACGAAAGUCAAGCGGACCCCAACCAAGUAGUCUGCAUCUACCAACAUGGUUCAGACCAGAGGUUAGUGUUUUCAAGCACUGAUGCCACGUUUUUGUUUGACCGCCCCUAACUAGAAAAGGAGCCAAUUUCGAACCCAACGCUACUUCAUCAGUUUGUCUGUAUUACUGAUUAGCGAAUAUAAAUUGCAUAUUGAAAAUGUAUCAAAAGAGUAAUUCCUUCAGUUAGCGUUUCAGAACACAUAGACCAUGGUUACCGUUUUUAAUAUAACCACAUAGAAAACAUAUUGUCGCCAUUAGGUGAAUUUCUAUAAAGUGUAACUUAAUGCCUGUUAAUAUCUUUACGGUUACAUUUAUGUUUAUAACUGAAUCAACAAAAUCAAAUGAAUCGUGUAUAUUGUACCUAUUGAGGUAAUUUCUAAUAAGUAUUGAAUAUUUUAUUCAUAAACAGCGUAGGACUUGGUACACAUUUAUGUAUAAUUUCAAGUUAUCACAUCGUAUUUCCCCAACGGGAUGAAAUUAUCAAGACAAAUACAAGAGUAGUAGAAGUUAUAAUAGUAUCAGUGGUAGCGUGAAACGUUAGACAUAGGCAGUAUGAUUCGAGAAAAAAGUAUAUAUGUGUGGAAAGGAAUGAAAUAAUUUCAAAAUCCAAGAUCUAAGAGAAGACAGAAUGAAUCCUUCUAUUCUAUUCUAAGUCAACUCACACAAUGUCACCAACUAUUCGUUACGAUAAUCAAAAAGACUCCAAACAGAUAGUCUGUAUAUUAGCGAUUCAUCCAUCAAGAUUUAUAAUCUCAUAAAUAUAAGUUGAUUUAUAUUUUAAGUCAUUACAUUUGCAGAACAAUUUGAAUACGAGUAGCUCAAUUUCAUAGAUUUGAAUGUUGACCCAUCGGAUUUGAAAAAUUGCAAAGUUUGUAUCUUAUUUAUUUAUUUGAACACAUAAAUAUUGGUACAAGAGAGCGCCAAUAUAUAUGCGCCACACAAAACAAUGAGAAUGCGAAAAGAAAUAGAAAAAAAAACUAAGGAGCGCAAAAGAGAAAGAGAACAAUAACGAAGAGAUUGGUGUAAGGUAGUGUGGUAGUAAUGAGGGAACGGAAUGGUACAAUCGGAAAUCUUUCAGGUAAGAGAGACACAACCACUUUUUAUGAAGAAAGUAAAAGAAGG